This is a messenger RNA of Hibiscus syriacus, 740 nucleotides long. Its product is annotated as putative glycine-rich cell wall structural protein 1. NCBI's taxonomy places the organism in Eukaryota, Viridiplantae, Streptophyta, Magnoliopsida, Malvales, Malvaceae. Bases 78 to 521 code for a protein of 147 amino acids. The transcript has a single exon. The record is from RefSeq and is a predicted model, not a curated record.
AUCAAACACAGAAAAGAAGAGAUUGGAGAGUAACAUAUUCUUACAAGAAGUUUAUAUCUAGAGUGACAGAAAAUUAAAUGGGUGUAUUUAAGUCCCUAGCUUUAGUCGCCUUUCUCCUUGCCAUGUCGACUAUUGUGUCGGAGUGCAGGGUUGCAAGAAAGGAAUUGGGUAUUGAUCUUGGUGGUAUAGGAUUGGGGAUUGGAGCAGGUGUAGGCAUUGGUCUCGGAGGUGGUGGCUCAGGGUCUGGAGCCGGGGCUGGUUCCGGUUCCGGUUCCAGUUCAAGUUCUUCAUCUUCAUCCCAUUCAAACUCGGGUUCAGGGUCAGGUGCAGGCUCUGAAGCAGGUUCGUAUGCGGGGUCUCAUGCAGGGUCUCGAGCAGGGUCAGGGUCAGGGGGACGCCAAGGUGGUUCGGGGUCGGGGUCAGGCCACGGUGGAGGAUAUGGGGAGGGUUCAGGCAAUGGUGAAGGUUACGGCGAGGGACAUGGCUAUGGAGAGGGUCACGGCAGCGGCGGUGACAACUAAAAUCCUUCUUCCCAAUCUUGCCUAGCUACUAUGUCCAAGUCUCCAAGAUAUUAAAAUGUGAAAACAAAUUAAUCCAUAACUAAAUAAAGAAAUAAAGUUGCAUGUUGGUAGCACAGCGAUGCAAAUAGGAUGUAUUUACCCCAUGUAAUGCGUCGAGUAUCAAAUGUUCAGAUAUAAUUUCCUAUAAAUAAAUGCCAGUCACCAAUGUUUGAUGAGUCC